AGUAGGUCUACCGUUACAGCUUGAUGAUUGUGGUGUAAGAUAGUUUGGUGGUAGGUUAUCACUGCCUGAUCUAUACAGACCGUAUCAACAUGUCGCAGGGGUUUGAGGAGAUAUUGAAGGGUGUUGGCGUUAUUGGCCGUAAACAAAUCGAGGUAUUUUUUCUUGUGAGUCUGGCUGAUGUCAUGACGUCAUGGACCAUUUUAAUACCAAUUUUCAUUGGUGCACAGCCCGAAUGGAUAUGCCCAUCUGAUUCAAAUGGCACAUCGUCAUGGAGCAAUGGAAGUCACCGUGAGGAUGCACACGACGACGUUUCGAAAAUUUUAGCGGGGAAUCUUUCAACAACAAAUAGCACCAAAAACAUGUGUUCAGCAGAUAACAAUAUUUGUUCUGGUAUAACGUAUACCUCCCCUUUUACAUCAAUGGUUACAGAGUGGAACCUUGUCUGUGAUUUGGAAUAUGUCAGCGACAUCAUCACAACAAUCCAAAUGGCUGGGUUAUUUUUUGGGGCCCUUGCUAUCAGCCAGUUGUCGGACAUGUUCGGCAGGAAGCCUGUUUGGUACGCAGCCCUUACUGUCAAUUCAAUCGUUGGCUUCGCUAGCGCAUUUGCACCUAGAUGGGAAGUGAUGGCGGCCAUGCGCUUUAUUAAUGGAAUGUGCGCUGGAGGUUUAUUGCUCGUUAGCUUUGCCUGGCCCCUGGAAUUUGUUGGUAUCAAAUGGAGAAUCUAUUUAAAUGUUUUAAACUUGUGGACACCUGGCAGCAUGCUUCUGCCGCUUUUGGCAUACUACAUUCGGGACUGGAAGACGUUACUGAUGGUGACCACGCCAUUUCCAACAGUGUUUGUGUGGUUUUUGUGGAAAUUUAUGCUGGAGAGUCCUCGUUGGCUUGCUAUGCAAGAAAGACUAGAGGAAGCUGAAGAAGUUCUAUCCAUUAUCGCAAAAGCAAAUGGAAAAUCACCUCCGAGCGUGGAAACACUCAAACAAUUCAUUGAGGAGGAGAAAAAGAAUGCGGCAAAAGCGAAAAAAUUCAGCUUCUGGGACUUGUUCAGAACCCCACAGCUGGCAAAACAUACCCUAGUCCUCAUGUUCCUCUGGUUUGUAUAUGGUGCAGCCUUUUAUGGGAUAUCUCUUAAUGUGAAAAAUCUUCCUGGUGACAAGUACUUAAAUUCGUUUCUCUUGGCAGCUGUUGAAAUACCUGCUCUAGCGGUUGCUCUUGUCUGUGGUAUUUGGCUUGGUCGUCGUGUCACCAUGUUCGGUACCUUGCUUAUUGGUGGACUUGCUAUAUUUUCUGUACUUUUUAUAGGUUUAGCAGGAAAAUUGGAAGAACUAAGUGUUUUGGUGACUUGUCUUUCUUUGUUGGGGAAGUGUGGCGUUAUGGCAGCCUGGAAUCUGGGGUACCUUGUUACCGGGGAAUUGUUUCCCACUGUCGUCAGGAGUAUUGGCGGAGGCGCUGCUUCCAUUGCGGGUAGGGCAGGUGGAGUUACGGCACCACAGUUUGCUUCAUUGGGACGGGUGUCCCGAGAACUGCCAUUCAUCGUAUUUGGUAGCCUGGCGGUGGUAGCUGCAUUCUUUGGCCUCCUAUUACCCGAAACAAAAAUGCGCCGCCUUCCUGAUUCUCUCCCUGAAUGGUCAUGGUGCUCCAGAAAACCAUACAUUGAGGAUGAGGUAACUUCCAGCGAUAAGGAAAACGACGAUAUGCAUGGAAAAAGCAAAGAAACGAUAUCGACAGAUCUUUAAAAAAUAAUUGGAUCUGCAUUGCGCACUAUAUUGCUGGAUUUGAUAGAAGCUUGUUGUUAAGUAAUGAAUUCUUAAUAUAUAUUUUAUAAAAGAUUGCAAAGUUCGUAGAAACCCAACAACAAGACCCAGAAGGUCGUAAAGGUGCUUGGUGCUUGAAAGACUUUUCCCUAAUCUUAAAAGCGCUUUUGUUUUAAGCCUGAAAUUCUACAUAUUUCAUACAUGUUUAUGUUUCUAUUAUAUCGAUAUUUUAAAGCCUUACUAAUAUACAUGUAUGCGUGUGUGUGUAGAGGGGGGGGGUGUAUAGCAAAUUAUUUCAUAUGUCUUUAUGGUCUCAAACCUCUCGAAAUACUUUUAAAUUGUAUUUUAUCUAAUGUAUAAGCCUAUGAUUUCGCUUGAGGGACGCCUGGUAUAAGCUGAGGAUGAGGUUGGAGAAUUGGAGAGCACCGAACGUUGUGAUUUUGAUAACGUUAAAAGCUAUCUAAUUUCAACAUUAUUUUAAUUAAUUCGUAACAAGCCUCCAUUGUUCUGAUAUGAAUUGAUCUGUCUAGUGAUGUUAGUCAACUUGAAGAAAUGUUUAACUGUUCAAUUUCUACACUACUGAAAAUGUACCUGUAAAAGCUUUCGCCCCAACACUUAGGACUUCAUAAGGCACACUAAAGCCAGGAGUGUAUAGUAAGCAUUCUAGUGAGCAGUUCUUGUAAUACUGCCCAGAUGCGAGACAAGUGUUGCCUCCCCCGUCCUUGCUCAGUAAGGGUCUCUUGGCCCUAGUGUAAAUAAACUCCUUCACCCCCCCCCCAUUGAACCCCAGGGCGUAUUCAUUAUAUACUGUCUCAUAAAUUUAGUGCGACUUUUAUUUCCUCAAUAUUGACUAUUCA
This is a messenger RNA of Lingula anatina, 2608 nucleotides long. RefSeq names its product organic cation transporter protein. Gene Ontology annotation, biological process: transmembrane transport. The record is from RefSeq and is a predicted model, not a curated record. Gene Ontology annotation, molecular function: transmembrane transporter activity. Gene Ontology annotation, cellular component: membrane. NCBI's taxonomy places the organism in Eukaryota, Metazoa, Brachiopoda, Lingulata, Lingulida, Lingulidae.